Molecule: messenger RNA, 4739 nt
Organism: Caenorhabditis angaria
Lineage: Eukaryota; Metazoa; Nematoda; Chromadorea; Rhabditida; Rhabditidae
Source: the annotation of a GenBank genome assembly
AUGAGAGAAGAGAGGGUGAGGAUUUUGGAGGGAAUUUGAUGGGAAAAAUAGAAUUAGAACAGCUAUGGAUUUUUCAAACAUCAGGUCAAUAUUUUUAUCAUUUUUCUAGCCAUCCAGCCGUUCUCAUCACAGAAGCAGUAAUGGACAUCGAUCCGAAGGACGUGGAGAUCGCGGAGAUUCUAAUCGAAAAUCAACACAAAUUUCAACAUCAUCAAGGCGACCAGUUUCACCAUUGCGAAGUGGAGGAUCAACAAGAUCGAGAGGAGAUGAAAACAGAGUGCCGGUUGGUAAAAAUUUGAAUGAUUGAUAUAAACAAACACGGUCUUCUUCUUCCGCUUCCGAUUAUAUGUAGUAUGAACUCUCAGAACAUUUCGGGAUACUCUUAAAAAUCAAAAAAAUACUCUGAAAUUCCAAUUCAAUCAACCACAGUCACAAAAUUGUACAGAGAAAACGAAGCGAAUCAACAACAACUUCACAUCGACCUAAACAACAACAAGAGGAAGAUCAGAAUAUUGUUUUGGAAUGUGUGGAUGAUACGGAAAAGCCGCGACAGAAAAUCGAGGAAGCUGUCAAGGAUCAACGGGCUUCGAAGAGUCAAGUGGUUGGAAGAUCGGAUAAUCGAGACAAAGAUCGAGAUCGGGAACGAGAGAGAGGCAGAAGAGACAGAGAAAAAGAGGUAAAUAUCAGAUCUGUGAAGGAAGUCAUUAAAUUAUCUGUUGAUCCGAAAUUUUCCAAGUUUCCGCUAAUUUUUCGAAUGUUAGCCAAAUUGAUCAGCAUCAAAAGUGUUCCAUUAUAUCGACUAAAAAAUGUUGCCAUUUUAGAAGCCAACCACAAUCAACGUGGGUUUUUUGUGAUAAGAAAGAGCAUAAUUUGAUUUAUCUAUUUCAAGAGUUCAAAUUUUGGGUGUGUUUUAUAUUUUAUGCUCAAGUGUUCACUAGGGAUCAUAUUCAAACUUGUGAAAUAUGUAAAUUUUGAGAAUUUUUGAAAAUUAUGAUAUUAUUUCUCAAAGGCUUCUGUAGAGGACAUUACGGGGAAUUUCCUGAAAUUCGAAAUUGUUUUUUUGAUACUCUUCCAGAAAAAUAAAUGAAAACGUAGCAACUCUGAAAUCUAAAUAAUAAAAACGCUUCAUUGCAUUUUUGAAACGUGAACUAUUUUUUUCAAUUUCCAAAAAGUCAUACUUCUUAUUUCCAAACAUUUCUACUUAUACAAAUAAAAGUAUUUAUUACCACAAAAGCUAUAAAUUUUUAUUUUAUUUUACACAAUUCAUUCAUAUAAUUUUUCUCGUAAGCACUUAAAGUUACUGAUAACACAUUUUUAGGCGGAUUAUUUUGUCACCUUUCCGAUUAUUUUUGUACUUCAUUUUCAUAUAUAAAAUGUUUCUUUUUCAGCGUCAUUCAAUGGAAAAUCGUCGAUCUUCGGAUUCUAGAAAUCGAGUUUCUUCGUCUUCGCAUAGAAGUAGUCGAGAUGAUCAGAGAGUUCGAGAACGGGUUAGAGAUCGAGAAAGUGAAAGAGGAGACAGACGGCGAGAGAAAGAACAAGACGAAGAACCAGAAAGAAAGAAAAUUAGAAAAGAAAAUGAAGAGGAAUUAAUGGUUAUUGAAGAAGUUGAUUGUUGUGAAGGAGAUGAAGAAGAAGAAGAAGAUGAUGAUGAACAAAUUGUUGAAGAAGUUGAUGAGAUUAAUGAUGAAGAUGAAGAAGAAGCAAAAAUUGAAGAAAAAAUGGAGGAAAAUACAGUGGAACAGAAAAAAGAGGAAGUUAAGGAGAAGUGAGUUUUACAAAAUAUAUUAAUAGAUACUAGAAAUGAUAUUUAUUGUAAUAAUAUAUAUGAAAAAUAAAUGAAAUUGAAUGUUCGCAAUUUUCAGCCUUUCCUCCGAUGCUGAAGAAUUGGACUAUGAUGAAGAUGAAGAUCUUCUUGAUAUUGAUUUCAGUGAAGACACAAUUGAACAAAUCAAAGAAGCAGCCGCAUUACCAUUAGAAGAAAUUGAGGAAAAAACGGAAAAGAAAGUGGAAAAAGAAAAAGGUUUGGUUUUGGAAUUUAUGUAUGAGUUUCACAGUCUCAUGAAUUCAGUAUCUCGUACGAAAUUUACGAUUGAAUUAUUUCAGAAAAGAGAAGCGAGAAAACAUCGAAAUCUGAAGAGAAGGAAAAGGAAUCGAGGGAGCGAGAUCGAGACAGAAAUAGGAAUCGGGAACGAAAUCGAGAACGAGAACAGGAAAAUCGAAAGGAGACUGGCGAAAAAUCAUCGAAAAAGGAGGAAAUAAUAACAGGAGGUAGUAGUUAUAAUCAUUCUUUGGAAAUCCCAUCACUUCUAACGAUGCGAAUAGAAAUGCCUGAAAUAAUAUUAGUAAAAGGAAGAAAUGGAUCUUCUUCUUCUUCUCAUUGUAGUUGUUCAUCGACACCAUCAACGUCUUCUUCUUCUUCUUCCUCGAUUAUCCCAUCAUUGAUGGAUUUGCCGACUAAUCCCCCAUACUUUUUAGCCUCCUCUUCUACCUCCACAACCCAUUCCACUUCCCAAUCUACUCGACAAAGGAGUCCAGCGAGACGAGAGGAACGACGAAGGGAAUCGACAACAACUGGAACAACAAGGAGAGAUAGAUCGAGGGAACGGGAUAGAAUUAGACGACCAGAGAAUAUUGAAAAAGGUUGGUGGAUUUUUGGGGAGAAAACAAUAAUUUUAAAACCUGAAUAGAUGAAAAUUCAAAUCAAUAAUUUGAAAUCUCAGCUUCUUGUGAAAAUUUUUCAAGCUGAAUGGGUCAAAAAUUCCCUGUGAAAUCUAGACAAUUUUCUCAAUGUUAUUCUUUCGGCCAAAACCCUAGAAGUUUAUAUUGGUAAAUUUUUGCGAUCUUAAAAAUGACAUUUUUGUCCUCAAUCUUAUUUCUAUUGAAAUUAAAAAUGAGUCAUUCCACUGAAAAUUAAAGUUUACCAUAUUUCCAAAAAUAAUUCUAAAAUGAAAAAAAAACUAGAUCACGUUUUAAUUUUUUUUUUACAAAUUUUCCACAUUUCAAAAUUUUUCUACUUUUUUCAGAUCGACGUGAAAUCCGAAAAGCAUCUCCUCCAAUUCGUCGCCGUUCUCGAUCUCGUGAAAUCGAAAGGCGACGAAUUCCAGAAAGACGAUUAUCUUCGAAUGGAGCUAGUAGGGUUAGUUGUUUUGCCACGUCAUAGCUAUCUAAAGUUGAUUGAUUUAGUUUUUUCCCCAACCAAAAAUUCAAAUCUUCUAAAUACCUGAAAAUUCAAUCAAAAAACUGUAAUUUCAGCCAAUUCCACGUCGUCGAGUUUCUCCAAAUCGACCACGUCCUGGAACAAAAACUGUUCAUUCAUAUCGUAAUGGAAUAAGUAAUUAGUUAAGUAAUUAAUUACUUAAUUAAUUUUGCAAUGUUCUUUUUUUAUAAUUUUUGUUAUAAUAUUUUUACGGUUCAAUAAUAAAAAAAUGUACUUUUUCCUAUGGAAAAAUCCUUCCUUCCUUUGUCUGUUUUUUUCGGAAGGAAAAUGAAGAAGAGUCAAAAUUCUCUUUGAUAUUUAAUCUUUUUGACAAAUAAGUUUUGGUCAGUUUGUUUUUGACAAUCAGAAAAUAUUGAUUUUUUUGAUUCAUGGGGUGAAUGAGAUGGAACAAUUUUUAAUUAAAAAUUUUUUUUUUGAAAGUUGACAAUAAAUUGUGAACAACAUUUUUUUUUUUAUUCUCGAAUUUUAAUAGAUUUCUGCACCCCGAAAAUCACGAUUUGAUAAUAGUUCAAAAGUUUUCAAAGCCCUGUUUCCAAUUUAUUUAAAUUGAUUUUUCAAAUUUUGUCGAAAAUAUAAAAUUUAACCAAAUUCAAAUUCUCUCUACACACAAAACCCUACAGUACUUUUUGGGAAAAAUAGUUUUCUUCUCUUUUCUCUAUUUAUUUUCCUUUCGAUUCCCAUGACGUAAAUCACGACUUUGCAUAAAUUAAAAUCCAAAUUAAUUCAAAUUUCAAGUGUUCUGUGUCUUCUUCAUGAAUAUGGCUGAAAUCAACGAACGUGCUUCUACGUCAUCACCACCAGUUCCUUCAACUCCAGCUCCAGUUCCACAUAUUCGACAAUUGGCUGAUAAUAUGAACGACAAAGUUGGACAGUUUUUUGAACAUCAAAUUGAGGGUUCGUUUUUUUUCUGAGAAGUGGAAGGAUUCUCUGGGGAAUUUUUUGAAUUGGAAAACAAAAAGAAAAAAAGAUUUUUCUGAAAAACUCAAAUUUGUUUUCUGAAUUUUUUGUUGAAAAUUUCCAAAAAAGGAAAUUUUCAAAAUAAAUAAAAAACAAAUUUUGUUUUCUUCAACAACUGGGUUUUAUUAUUUAUGGGCAAAAUUUCAGAAUUAAUUUUUCAAAUUUUCAACCCUGUUUUUCCAGGCUCUAUCGAGGAAUACAAAUUGCUCGAAAAUAUGAACAAUGCAAGUGCUCAACGUUAUGUUGAUAUGAAAACUGUGGCCGAAAAAUUGGCUGGAAAAUUGGAUAAUUUGAAUCAGAAAUGUGAGUUUGAAUGGAUUUUUAAAAUUCAGAGAAAUUUUCAGAGUCACAAAUUUCUAUAAUAAAGAAAAUUUCAAAACCUUGCUACUUUUUCACAUUUCCAGUCAGACUUAAACCAAUUCCAGACAUUGCUAUCGAACCCUACUUAACCCAAAUCGAUGCAAUGGAUGAAAGCACUCGACGUCUCGAAGAAGCAACUGCAAUUUUGGAGAACUAUGUCAGCUCGCUCGAAACCAAACUCUCAACAAUCCAACAAAAUCCAUAA